AGGUGUGUCGCCGGGAUGACGUCACGCCCCUACCUGAGUUUCGGUGAAGGGGAAAAAAAACAUCGGAUUCUUUACGGUUUUUUCUCGAGAUAACCAAUUGUGUCGCUGCUGCUGUCUUCGUUUUUAAUCAGCCUGUCUGGCCGAGGCAACCGCGGGUCAACGUUGAUAGCGGUGAACCCUCGCAGAGGUCGGGUUUUCACGGGAAACGCAGGGUUUCGUUCACAGCUGGUGGCGUCUCCAACUUCCUGCUUCAGCACAGCCGGCCGGGAUGUCGGUGACCCCUCGCCGCGUCCGCCUCAAGCCGUGGCUGGUGGCCCAGGUGGACGGCGGCCGGUACCCGGGCCUGCAGUGGCUGGACCGGGACGCCAUGCGCUUCAAGAUCCCCUGGAAACAUGCCACCCGACACACGCCCCAGCACGAGGACGAGGACACCAUAUUUAAGGCGUGGGCCGUGGAGACUGGGAAGUUCCAAGAGGGAGUCGAUGAACCUGAUCCUGCAAAGUGGAAAGCCCAGCUCCGAUGCGCCCUCAACAAAAGCAGAGAGUUUAAACUAAUUUACGACGGCACCAAAGAGGUCCCCAUGAACCCUUUGAAAAUAUACGAUGUCUGUGACAUCCCGCAACCUUCCAGUAACCAAGGUACGUCGGAGGCUGGUUCGUGGACACCAUACGAUGAUGAUGGUGGUGACGAAGAUCCCAACACACCAGAAUCUCUUCCUCCAUACCCAUCAAAUGGUACCAGUCCAUCUCCACUUAUAAUGUGGUCUCCGAUGGGUUCAGAUUCAUCCAUGCAGCCUCCAAGUUGUCCCCCUUCAAAUGAGGUCUGGCCCAAAGAGGAGCCUGUGGAUGUGGAGAUGCAGCCCACACCCAUGAGUGACAUGCCCCCUGCUCCUCUUCCCACACUGCAGCCCCCUCCUCUAUCUGAAGGCUUGUUUGCCUCCCCAGAAAUGUGGAUCAGUUCCCUCCCCAUGACAGACCUGGAGGUGCAGUUCCUGUACAGGGGGAAGGAGAUGUGUCCCACUAUGAAUGUGAGCAACCCACAGGGCUGCAGGCUGUUUUACGGGGACCUCGGUCCCAUGGUCAAUCAGGAGGAGCUGUUUGGGCCAGUGAACCUGGAGCAGCUACGCUUCCCAACCACAGAGCACAUUACCAAUGACAAGCAGAGGCUCUUCACCAGCCGCCUUCUGGAUGUGAUGGACAGAGGUUUAAUCUUGGAGGUCAGUGGCCAUGACAUCUACGCGGUCCGUCUCUGCCAGUGUAAGGUUUACUGGUCAGGCCCCUGCGCCCCAAACCCAGCUGCACCAAAUCUUAUAGAGCGGCAGAGGAAGGUCAAACUCUUCUGUCUGGAGUCUUUCCUUAGUGGUGUGAUCGCUCACCAGCGUGGCCAGACACCAAUCCCUCCUCAGUUUGAAAUCAGCCUUUGUUUCGGAGAGGAGUGGCCUGACGGAAGACCAAGAGAGAGAAAACUCAUCCUGGUCCAGGUGAUUCCUGUUGUUGCCCGAAUGAUAACUGAGAUGUUUUCUGGAGAUAAUACCCGAUCGUUUGACAGCGGUAGCGUUCGUCUACAGAUUUCGGUCCCGGAUGUCAAAGACAACAUAGUGACGCACCUAAAGCAGCUGUACUGCCUGCUGCAGACCCACCAGGGCCAGGAUGGCUGGGCUUUGGUUCCUGGCACUGGGCUGAACAUCACCCAGGCUCUGCAGGCUCAGUGAAGCAGUCCACACUGCAAACUCCUCCGCCUCUGUAUGCUGGAGACUGCUUCUGACACUUACUUGCUAUUAGGAAAGAAGUACUUGCAUGUAUCUAGAAGUGUGUGUAUAAUGUACUGUAGCAAUAGUAUGCUUUUGAUUAUCUCUCUUGUUAAGCUGUGCUAAGAAAAUGCUUUUUAUAUAUAAAGAUUGAGGUUUGGAUCACUGCAUGGUGUGUGCAGAAACAAAAGAAAAAAAGUGGAUGUGGUAGCUGCAUGUUCCAAAGUCCUGCUUGCUGCAGAGGAACAUUUGUUGAGUUAAUGAGUUACAGAUAUUACCCCAGGUCUUAUUUAUCCACAGCAGGUCGGUGAUUUCCUGACUCUCCUAGAAGCUGUCAGCCUGGAAAUGAGCAAUAAUGCCUGUCAUCUUUUGACUUUUAUUGACUUGAGGGACUAUAUCUAACAUCGAAUUUCUGUGUUUAAGAAAAAAAAAUAAAAUACAGAUAAAUGUGAAAUAAAGCACAGAAGGAUUAUUCUACAGUCCACACAACAAUCACAGGUAUACAGAUAAUACAGUACAGUGGUCUACGCCGAGGUUCCUUAUAACUGGGUGUAUAGUUGUUUUGUUUUUUUUGCAGUUAUGAGUUUAAUAUGCAGAUAGUCUUUUAGUCAUUUUAUUUUUUGAUUCUCAAUGUAGGAUAUUUUCAUAGUUAUACAUUUCCUUUUAAGCUACAUAUUGUAUCCACACAGUCUUUUUAACUGAACACUCGGCGACAUGGGUCUCUUUUUAAACAAAUUUAAAUGCACUUUAAGUGCUGAAAUAGGUUUUAUACCUCUUUGAGUGUACAUACCCUGUGAUUACAUGUUUAUUUUAUCAAUAAAAAAAUAUUAAACAUU
Cololabis saira (Pacific saury) is the source of this 2583-nucleotide messenger RNA. RefSeq names its product interferon regulatory factor 6 (gene irf6). Bases 269 to 1711 code for a protein of 480 amino acids. Gene Ontology annotation, molecular function: protein binding; RNA polymerase II cis-regulatory region sequence-specific DNA binding; DNA-binding transcription factor activity, RNA polymerase II-specific. Gene Ontology annotation, cellular component: nucleus. The transcript is spliced from 8 exons. The record is from RefSeq and is a predicted model, not a curated record. Gene Ontology annotation, biological process: regulation of transcription by RNA polymerase II; immune system process. NCBI's taxonomy places the organism in Eukaryota, Metazoa, Chordata, Actinopteri, Beloniformes, Belonidae.